AUGAAUGUAAAAGAGCAAGCGGAAACUGAUACGUCACUUGCAGAACUGCUAGAACUUUUAGAAACUAAAGAACAAAUUCUUAAAAAACAUGAUUCGGAUAUAGAAGAUCUCAUAACUGAUCCAGAAAAAUUUAAAGCUGAAGUUAAGGUAUCAGAAGAGAACGAGGAAAAGAUUCUUUCUACUAAAAUAAAGUUAAAAAGUAAAAUUAAAGAAAUUAACAAGGAAAUAAAUCAUGUAGCUGAAUUAAGUCAUAAUACUUCUACUGAAACUGUAGAACACACCUUUUCGGCCCUUAAAUUAUCUAAAUUAGAAAUUCCCCGUUUUUCUGGUGAUUCCAAUUUCACGAAAUUCCUUAACUGCUUUAAUAGCGCAAUAGGUACAAAUGAUUCCCUAUCUAAAAUUGAAAAAUUUCAGUACCUAAAAUCCCUUCUUUCUUCCCCCGCCUAUAAUGCUGUUGCUGGAUUUGAAUUAAACGAUAAAAAUUAUGAUUCUUGCAUUGAACUAUUACAACAACGUUAUGGAUAUUUUAUGCCUCAUCGUGCAGUAAUUAGGAAUGACAAGGAAACAAGCCGCGUUCGUAUUGUUUACGAUUGUAGUAGUAAAGUAAAUGAGAAUAAAAAAUCUUUGAAUGAUUCGCUUGAAUCGGGAAUUAAUCUUUAUCCAAAUUUAUUGGAUAUAAUUCUUAAAUUUCGAGAAAAUCAAGUCGCAUUUUGCGGAGAUUUGGAAAAGGCCAAUCAUAUGAUAGAAAUUGCGGAAGAUGAUAGAAAUUAUCUAAAAUUUUUAUGGUUUUCGGAUGAAACAGAUAAUUCAAAAAGAAUACUUCAAUUUAAUCGCCUUCCUUUCGGAUUAACGACGUCAUCAUUUGUUCUUGCUUGUGUAUUAAAAUUUCAUAUUAGGAAAAUUAAGGAAGAUCAACCAAAUUGUUAUGAAAUUAAUUCUCUAUACGUAGAUGAUUUGUAUUACGGUGCUAAAACUAUUCACGAUGCGUAUCAAUUUUCUUCAUCGGCGAUUGAAAUAUUACGUGACGCCGGAUUUAAUUUAAGGAAAUUAAAAACUAAUUGUAUUGAACUAAAUGAACUCUGGCGUAAAAACGGAUAUGAGGAAAACACUGAUUUUGGGCAAGGAGCAGGUUUCUUAGGAUUAAAGUGGGAUCCUAUUGAAGAUAAAAUUAAAUUAGAUUUAAAGGAUUUAAGUCCUAAGGCUUACGGAGCCGUGGCAUACCUUCGUUAUAGAACAAUUGAAGGACAUAUCGAAGUUAAAUUCAUAAUUUCUAAGUGCAAGGUUGCUCCAUUAAAAACUUUGACUUUGGCUAGAUUGGAAUUGAUUUCAGCUCUCGUCGGUGCUAGAUUAGGGAAAUAUUUACAACACGUUUUUCCUAAUUUCACUCAACAGAUAUACUAUUGGAGUGACUCUAAAAUUGUUCUCCACUGGAUAAAAGGAUCUUCAAGGCUUUGGAAACCAUUUGUGUCAAAUCGAGUGGCAGAAGUGCAGACACUUAUGCUUCAAGAGUGUUGGAACCAUUGCAGCGGCGCGGAAAAUCCUGCUGAUUUCAUCACAAGAGGAGAAUCUGCAGUUAAAAUCGUGUCGAGCUCCCUGCGGUGGUCCGGUCCAGUUUGGUUGUCCCAUCCGGUCAACUUGUGGCCUGCAGUAGAUUUUUGCAACCAGCCUGAUGACAAUUAUAGUGAUGUGGUCAAGAAAGAACAAAGAGUGUUGUGCAAUCUUACUAGACUUUUGAGAGUGACAGCUUGGGUAAAAAGGUUUGCCCAUAAUGCCAAGCCAAAUUCUUCGAAGUUGAAAGGACCUAUUAGUGCUUCUGAACUUCAAAAUGCUUUGCAUACCUGGAUUAAAACUGUUCAACUCUUGCAUUACGAGAGUGAAAUCCAACAACUCCUCUCUCAAAAUACUUUGAGUAAACAUUCACGAAUUUUCAAUCUCAAUUGUAAACUUAAUGAUGAUAAUCUUUUAUUUUUACAGGGACGUUUGCAGUUCUCAAGCGAUGAUGUGAAAACAAAACAUCCUGUACUACUUCCUUCUAAUGAUAAAUUCGUUGAAUUAGAUGCUCAUGUCAAAAUAGGUCAUUUAGGUGUAGAUUCCACUUUAACUCACUUAAGAGAACAAUAUUGGAUAAUCAAAGGUAAACAAUUUGUCAAAAAGUUUUUAAGAAACUGUUUAAUAUGCAGACGUUAUAAGGUGAAACCUGGUACUCAAGUGGUAGCUCCGUUACCACCUGACAGAAUUAAAGAACAACCUCCUUUUGAUAUUUCUGGUGUAGAUUUUGCUGGACCUUUUUUUGUUACUGACUCUAAUAAUAAGUGUUAUUUGUUAAUUUUUACCUAUGCAGUUACUAGAACUGUGCAUUUAGAGCUAGUUAUUAAUAUGAAUACUGAUUCUUUUUUAUUGGGAUUUAGAAUAUUUGUUUCUCGUAGAGGAUUGUGUUCGAUUUUGUAUUCAGAUAAUGCAAAAGCCUUUAAAAAGGCAAAUAGUGAACUAAAAUGGUGGAAUCAAAUUAAUGAUCCUCAGGUAAAAAAUAUGCUUGCUUCUAAAAAUAUUGUUUGGAAAUUUAUUGUAGAAAAAAGUCCAUGGUGGGGAGGUUUCUGGGAGCCACAGAUACGUACAGUUAAAUCUUCUCUAACUCUUAAAGAAUUAGAAACUGUCUUUUUGGAAAUUGAAGCCAUGAUAAAUUCUAGGCCUAUUACGUAUCUUUAUAACGAACCCUCAGAACCUUCUCCAUUCACACCUUCUCAUUUUUUAGUUGGUAAAAGAUUAAUGUCUUUACCUGUUGUUAAGUAUAAACCUAAUGAUUUGAUUGUAAAUAGAGAUUCAUUAACUAAAAUGUAUAAAUAUCAACAAACACUUUUGGAUCAUUUCUGGAAUCGGUGGAGGAAGGAAUAUUUACUUCAUCUAAGAUCUGCUUAUACUUCUUCACCACCAGGUAAGAUAACAUCAUUUAAGGUAAAUGAUAUUGUUUUAAUCAAUGAUGACCGUUAUCCCAGAAAUAUAUGGAUGCUGGGAAGAAUUUUGGAAGUGUAUCAGGGACGAGAUGGGAACAUUCGUUCACUUUUGAUAAAAACCCCUAAAGGAGAUAUAAGACCACGGUGCGCCUUAACCAAAGUUAAAUAA
Molecule: messenger RNA, 3120 nt
Organism: Parasteatoda tepidariorum (common house spider)
Lineage: Eukaryota; Metazoa; Arthropoda; Arachnida; Araneae; Theridiidae
Source: RefSeq, a predicted model, not a curated record